AUGUCCAUCGUCAGGAACUUAACAUUUCAGUCCAACGAUCUCGGCCGAGAGACGACGAUUCUGCUCGCUUUUGAUGCAGAUGUGGAGGGCCUCUACGACACAGUCUACCCCGUUGUUUGGAGAGUCUUCACUUUCCCAGAGACAGGCUCACGCAAGUUUCAAGUGACCUACACGAAUGACCUUGUUCUUGCUGAAGCAGACAUCAUGGAUGGGAACCUCGUUAAUACUUUUACUGACUUCAAGCUGAAGCCAGGCCAACAAACCACGCUGACCCUAGAAGAUGACAUUAAUGAUACCUUGAGUUUCUCCCCACCUGUGGAUGGUACCAAUGGCUACCUGACGGCAGAGAACAAGACUGGGCUUGUCCAGGACCUUGCAGUCGGGUUUUUUACCCCAACUCCACACCUUGUCUCGUCUAAGCCUGAUCCGGCGCUCUUCUUCAAGGAAGUCGAAGACGGCAGUAUUGCCACUGCUCAGUGGAAACCAGUCCUGCGCGUCUACCUCGAAUCAGACUAUCAAGCGACCGAGGUCUUGGUUGAUGCUAUCGAUAGCACUGCCAUUUGGGAGCAGGAUCUCCACCGGCUUUUUCGGAAUACGACCUUCAACCUCGAACGGGACGUAAUGACUGGACGUUGCAUGCUCGCGAAGACCAAAUGA
This is a messenger RNA of Suillus subaureus, 657 nucleotides long. RefSeq lists its product as uncharacterized. The transcript is spliced from 9 exons. Lineage: Eukaryota; Fungi; Basidiomycota; Agaricomycetes; Boletales; Suillaceae. The record is from RefSeq and is a predicted model, not a curated record. Bases 1 to 657 code for a protein of 218 amino acids.